Penicillium waksmanii is the source of this 768-nucleotide messenger RNA. Its product is annotated as C6 transcription protein. Bases 1 to 768 code for a protein of 255 amino acids. NCBI's taxonomy places the organism in Eukaryota, Fungi, Ascomycota, Eurotiomycetes, Eurotiales, Aspergillaceae. The record is from RefSeq and is a predicted model, not a curated record. The transcript has a single exon.
AUGCAGAGGCGUCUAGAUAUCGCCAUCGAACCGCCUCUCACAGCUCAUGGAUCGUCAACCAGAACGCCGACAAAAGACAAAAUUGAGUCUGUUUCUAAUAGCGACUCCAUUGAGUCCGCGGAUGAAAUGCCUAAUUUAGAGACGGAGUUUGGAAGACUGGCCAUGGGGAAUGGAAGAAGUAGAUAUAUGAUCGGCAAUUACUGGGCCAGUUUGGACGAGGAGGUGAGUCACCUUACCCUAUUGGUCACUCGCUCAUUUAACUUUGUCGACCAUCCUAUUAGGCCGAAGAUCACAAGAGCCUUCUGCAAGAAGAACCGGAAGAAACAGACAUGUGGGACACAAAUGCUGUAUCAGACACGGACAGGACAAAUCAAGCCAGCAUUUUACCCUUCGGUUGUACUGGGCAGAACCUUUCACAACUACAUCCUUCACGAGAGAGGGUUCCCGCGCUUUGGCAAAUGUUCAACAAAAUUGCGACAAAUUGAUCAAAAUUUUGCACGUCCCGAGCGUGGAACCACUCGUGUUCCAGGCUUCGCAGCAUGUGGGAGCAUACCAAAAGGGCUCGAGGCGCUCAUGAUGGCCGUAUAUUUCAAUGUCGUGGUCAGUCUGUCACCAGAGCAAUGCCUACAGGUACUUGGCUGUGAUAGAGUCAGUCUUAUUCAGAAAUUUAAUUUCGCGUCUGAGCAAGCAUUAGCUCGCGCAGGACUCUUGGAGACAGACGAGAUUAUAGUCCUACAAGCCUUUGCCAUAUUUCCUACUGCUGCGUGA